This is a messenger RNA of Penicillium riverlandense, 1806 nucleotides long. Its product is annotated as arrestin (or S-antigen), N-terminal domain protein. Gene Ontology annotation, molecular function: protein-macromolecule adaptor activity; ubiquitin protein ligase binding. The transcript has 4 exons. The record is from RefSeq and is a predicted model, not a curated record. Gene Ontology annotation, cellular component: cytosol; plasma membrane; cytoplasm. Gene Ontology annotation, biological process: ubiquitin-dependent endocytosis. Lineage: Eukaryota; Fungi; Ascomycota; Eurotiomycetes; Eurotiales; Aspergillaceae. The coding region runs from base 1 to 1806 and encodes 601 amino acids.
AUGUCCGCCACCAUCCUGCUAGCCAGCCAGCAGCAGAAGCACUACACCAACCUCGACUACAUUUCCGGCAAAGUUGUUCUCAACCUCCCCUCCGAAACAGCGAUCGGAGGUAUCCAGGUCAAGUUGGAGGGCGAGAGUCGCACGCGUCUCUCCGGGCCCCGGAAUCCCAACAAUGUGCACUCGGAUAAGAAGCGGACAGAGCUGGAGGUUCACAAGAUCCUCUACAAGGUCGCGACCGUCUUCCCCACGCCAGCGGUCAUGCAAUCGGGUUCUCCGGCAACCGCCUACACCUUUGCGCCCGGCUCCUACGAAUACCCGUUCCAGUUCAAGUUCCCCUUCAAUAAUGCUUGCAGUACCCACAAUAGCAUGCUCACCAAUCUCAACGUCAACUUGGCCGGGCUGAGGGUGGAGAUGGCUCGCGAUACGAACCGUCAUGUCAAGAAGUCUCUUCCUCCGUCAUUAAGCGGGUUUCCCGGCAUGGCAGAUAUCAAAUACUACGUGAAAGUGACGAUCAUCCGGCCGCAGUUCUACAGUAAAAAUAUCAGAGCGACCGUUGGCCUCAACUUUCUCCCCAUUGAACCACCGCGAACCGGGAAUCCCAACGAAGAGACCUACGCCAGGCGACAACAUCAAUUCUCAAAGGUCCCAGGAGGCCAGAAGAAGAAGAAUCUCUUCUCACGCUCAUCCUCUCGGGAUGUGGAGCCUCCUCGCGUGGCUGUGGAUGCACGACUUCCUAAUCCUCCCAUUCUCACUUGCAACGAACCAGUUCCGCUCCGGCUCCUCGUUAGGAAGGUCACAGAAACCUCCGAAACCAUAUUCCUCCAGAUGCUGCAAGUGGAACUAGUUGCCUACACCAAGAUUCUGGCGCACGAUCUCAACCGCACGGAAACUGGCUCCUGGGUCAUCAUGAGCCGCAGCAACAUGAAUAUGCCCUUGGGCAAACCCGGUGAACCGGUAGGCACCGAGUUGCCUCUUGACGCGAGCUUAUGGAAUCGCUGGCCCCUACCAAACACGGUAGCUCCGUCUUUCGAGACAUGUAAUAUCGAGAGAAAGUAUGAGUUGGAGGUCCGGGUAGGCCUGACGCAUGGCAGUCCUGGGAGCAUGAAUCCUCAGCUCAUUGUUCUUCCCUUGCGAAUGCCGGUCAAGGUCUAUUCCGGAAUUGCUCCUCCGCAAGCCCUGUUAGACGCACUAGCCGCGGCAUCCUUACAACCUUCAUCUCCGAAUACGCAGUCACCCCGGACCUCCCAACUCAGCUCGUCAGCAAACGCAGGUCAGCCUCGGCCACCUAUGCCCCCACGUCCGGCCACAUUACCAGCAGCAGUCAGCGUCGGAGACGUCUACGACGAGGCACCCCCUAGCUAUGAGGAUGCAAUGGCAGAAAAUAUCGGCCCGGUGGAUGGCCCCCGCCGCGAGUAUCACCCACCAGACGGCUCCUCUACCACCUCGGGGAGCACCAUGGAAUCUGGAGCUGAUGCCAAGUCGCCAGUUGGUGAGGAUGGUUCUGCGGCAGCGGGGACUUCAGGAUCCGCAGCCUACCGCGAGAACCGCUCCUCUUCGGAAUCUUUUGAUAUGCUGCCCACCACCCCUCCCGAAUCUCCUUCGCCUCCCACCUCCCCCGUCGCACGCUCACGCAGUACGAUGAAAGUCCCCCGGAAUAACCGCGAUGACGACGAGAGUCCGCCGCAGUAUCAGCCUGUUGCGGAUGAUCAAUUGCAACCACCGGCUGCGGUGGAGCGCGGGCCAUCGAGGCCUAAUCUGGGCGUUCCGAACCGGAAGCCUGUUCCACGUACUUCUGGCCCAAAGUGA